CUGCCUUUCCACCGUCUACGCCGUCGUGGACGACUCCGAGGAUGCGGGAUGCGAGAGUAUACAACUUUAAAAGGGCGCUGCCCCGCAUGAGCUGGCACCCCCACAACCUGUUCAACCUCUGGCGACGUUCGUACGGGCCGCUCCAAAAGAUCACGGACCGUGUCGAGUACAAGGAGACGCUGAACUGGCGGCGAUGGACUGCGAAGUCCCUCCUGCGUGGCUACCACGGCGACUACAUUAACGAGAAGAUCUUCAAGCGGUGGUACCUCCCGGACAACUUGCCAGACGUCCGCCCCCCGGCCUCGCUCACCGUGGAUGCCGGUGCCGACCUGAACAAGUGGGCAUUGAAGGACAACGCGGCGGACAAGGCAGCGAAGCGGGCUGAGGAGGAGAGGCGGAAAGGGCUCGCUCCCGUCGGAAGCUUGAUGUUCUCUGAGGUGGAGCGCAGGAUAGACGUGGUAAUCUUCCGGGCAUGCUUUGCGCAUAGUGUGUAUGACGCUCGCAGGAUGGUUGUCCACGGAAGUGUCUUGCUGAACGGCAAGAAGCACACAAACCCCAAUGCGCGUCUUGCUCCCGGAGACAUGGUCUCUGUGGACCCUGCCGCUAUUCCCUUCUUGCAGAAGAACGCGGCGCGGUGGGAGGCUAAGGAUGAAGAGGAAGACGCGUCGGAAGCUACCGCCGAAGCCGCUGAGGAGGAGGCUGACUCUGAAGACAGCCCUGAGGACGCUGAGGCCGCCGCUGCCGAGGCUGAGGAUGCGACAGAAGCUGAAGAGGUACCCGAACCCGCAGAGGAGCCAGAGGCGACGCCGACCGAGUCGAACGAUCUCAAGUCACGCUAUACCCAGAAGCGUUUUGUCGUCCCCGGUACCAUCCCGGAGCACACCCCUUUCCACCUCCCAGCAUACGCUGCGCCCUUCAUGUUCAUCCCCGCCUACCUCGAGCCGUCGUUCUCGACUUGCUCCGUGAUAUACCUCCGACACCCGACGGCGCGUCCUGGAUACUCAGAAAUCCCGACCCCUUGGGACGCGGACGGCGAGAUUGUCCGCCUGACUUGGGAGUGGUACUCGAAGCGUCGGAUGCGGAUACGGAGCAAGAGCCAGCUCGCGCGCAUGCCGGAGAACAGGCAAUGACCUUGGUACUAAAUAUUGGCCCCUACUUACAGGGUAUGGUAAUACAUGGCUUAAUACGUUGCUGCUUGCUUUAUGGUAUCCCCGCAUCCAC
Trametes versicolor FP-101664 SS1 is the source of this 1221-nucleotide messenger RNA. RefSeq names its product alpha-L RNA-binding motif-containing protein. The transcript is spliced from 3 exons. Gene Ontology annotation, molecular function: structural constituent of ribosome; rRNA binding. Gene Ontology annotation, cellular component: mitochondrial small ribosomal subunit. The record is from RefSeq and is a predicted model, not a curated record. Gene Ontology annotation, biological process: positive regulation of translational fidelity. Bases 42 to 1130 code for a protein of 362 amino acids. NCBI's taxonomy places the organism in Eukaryota, Fungi, Basidiomycota, Agaricomycetes, Polyporales, Polyporaceae.